Messenger RNA from Neurospora hispaniola, 2813 nucleotides. RefSeq lists its product as uncharacterized. The record is from RefSeq and is a predicted model, not a curated record. Gene Ontology annotation, biological process: regulation of DNA-templated transcription. NCBI's taxonomy places the organism in Eukaryota, Fungi, Ascomycota, Sordariomycetes, Sordariales, Sordariaceae. The transcript has 3 exons. The coding region runs from base 250 to 2703 and encodes 817 amino acids. Gene Ontology annotation, molecular function: zinc ion binding; DNA-binding transcription factor activity, RNA polymerase II-specific.
UUUCAGCAAGCCGAUCCCUGUUCCGAAUCUUGGACCGGCCGAACAACAAAAGUCUGAACCCCUGAUCCCUGGACACCCGGCCGGAUCACUCAGAUACACAAAGCGGGAUCCGCUGUGUUCCCAUGCUGCCGGGCCUAGACUGUACCUACAAUCUUCAAUAGCUCCGUCACCAGCCACUUUGUCGGCGCCGCGUUCGUUCCCGUCCCGUUCCGUGGCUCCGAAUUGCUUCGCCAUCACAACUCCGUCCUGAUGGCUCCACCAACGCAAUACAAGCCCAUCCAACCGGCGCCGUUGAAGGUCGCGAAAUCGGGCACUUCAUCUGGCACCGGCCGUGUUAAUGGAGAGAAGCACGCCAGAAGGGUCAAGGCUGUGACACAGGCUUGUCACACGUGCCGCCGAUACAAGGCCAAGUGCGAUGGACUUCGACCCAGAUGCACUAGCUGCAAAACCAAAAAUAAGCCAUGCGGCUACGAAGGCGAGGAGGGCCAGUCCCGCCAGGAGGCGAUGAAAUCACGGCUAGAGGCAUUGGAGAGAUUGGUGACCGCCCUUCAGCAAAAGUCACCCGAAGAGGCUGAAGCAUUGCUUCAGCGUAUUCGAAAUGCUGACGAUAUCGUCUCGCUUUCAUCGGCUGCUUCCAGCGACAGUGGCGACCGCAAUAUUCCUGGACUCCAUCGCAAUGAUUCGACGUCGCCCAGCAUGGGCGGGUCACUUUCCGACUCAUGGACAUCACCAUCAUCAGUCCCGACGGUAUCAACCGACAUCAUCAAGCGUGCUUUACAAUCAGCCUCGCCAUCUUCCGACGAGUCGUCUGAAGGCGGUAUGCAGCUUGUCUCAGAUUCAGGGAGCGCCACGGCGCGUCUGCGUGUCGAUCAUUCGGCGUACCUAAUUCGCUUCGUCCUUCCCAAUGCGGACGCCACCCGUGCGGCUCUCAACAGUUUCUACAGCUCGAGCGGCAAGCUCUUCCAUGUCUUCUCUCAGCAGGACAUGGAUAGGUUCUUCACAAUUGUUUUUGGCUACGAUGGACGACCCAACUAUUCACAAAAGAUGGCGAUAUGCUGCCUUUGCUCAGUCGCUGCCGUUGGAAUUCAGUACAACCCUGAUGAUUUCGAGAAGGGUUCGGAACACAUCUUUUAUGAAGUUGCCCGGCGGUAUUUCGUGGACGUCCUCGAGGAAUCAUCACUUGAUGCCAUCAAGGUUUGCGCCAUGUUGGCUUUCUUCAAUGUCAUGAACAAGGCCACCAUUUCGCUUGCUUGGGUUGAACUUGGCAUGAGCAUGUCUCGACAAUUCGGCUUGAAUACCAGCAUUUUGUUACGCGACGAACAGAACGACCACAUGAUCGACUACAGGAAGACUUGGAGGACGUUGAUGUUCUUCUCCAGUUGGCUUUCAUCCACUUUGGGCUACAUUUCCGGCAGCACUGGGUCGGACUUCCAGAAGUUUGUCCCCAUUGCAGACGUUGAGCCUUAUUACCCCCUUCAAGUGACCGAAACCGUACAGAGAGAGAUGACCAAGAUUUCGCUUCUCAAGGCUGAAAUCCUGCGCAUGCAACUCGAGUUCCAGGAUCUACCCAGACUUACCGUUGUUGCUAACGAAUACCUCGAGAAAUGGCAUGAGAAGCUCCCGAUCGAGGUGCAGUUGGCCAACCUUGCCAACCCUGGUCUCGAUGACACAGUCCGAAGGUCCAUCUAUCACGUCCACUUGCUAUAUCUUGGUGCCAUGCAGCUCUUGUACCGAUGGAUUGCUGCUCGGCUUAUUCAAACGACCACUGUCAAUGGCAGGGAGGUCAUUGUCCCUAGCGAGUCCGUUCCUGAAGAAGACCGCAAGCUGCUGAAGCACGUUUCGCAGGGCCUCAUUGCUGCGAAGCACUCGGCCCGUCUUCUUGCUUUGCUGCACGGUGAACGUGGUAUCUUCCAGCGCUGCUGGUUGGUCAUCUUCCAAUCCCAUACCUCAUGCGUCGUCAUUUUGCAUUCGGUUGCGCAGAAACAAGUUCACGGCUUCCCGGUCAGUUCCUGGGCUCCGGACCUCAAACUCGCGCAGCUGUGUCUGGAUACGCUCGAGUUUUGCGGAAGAAUCGAUCCGGUUGCUCUUCGCUUCCACGUGCGACUAUCUGCCAUCUUCAAGAGCCUAACAGCCGCUCUUCCGAGUAAUGACAACCAAACGACCAGGCAAAGGACGGAAGACUGGGUGACCAUGCCUCCUGAUUUCCCUCCCAUCCCUGGUGCUGCCGGAGUGAACAACAGCGCAGGUACACCACUGGUGGAUCCGGAACAGCUUGAGGAGCCGGAUCCGGAGUACCUUCUCACCAUGCCAAAGGAUGCCAAGGAGCGCAUGGCUGCGCUGUCACACUCAUUGUUGUCGGCACUUUGCCGACCUUGGGGUGGUGACGAGGCGGGACCGGCGGGCACGGCUUGCGCCCAGGGGAAGAGCAGCGUUGCGACUGUGGUCAAGGAAAAAGCGGUGGACGAGGAAGAUAUUCCAGCAUCGUCGGCGACGUUUCGUUGGGAUCACACAGGCCACCUGGGAUCGCGCGGCAUGAGCAAAUUGGCGAAAGAGCUGGGGUUGACAAAGUCGACUGACGAGUCGGGUCUGGGCUCUUGUUCUACUAGUGAGCUUAGCCUGGGGAGCGACUGCAGGUUCUUGGAUAGCGAGGACCCGCACGGUUGGCAGACAGCGCCAGAGUACAUUGACAUGCCACAAUAUUGACCAUAAUGGGGCGGCGGCGAGGGUGCGAAGGACUGGUCAGGGACAUGAUAUGAUGUUAGCGGACUGGAAUUGUAGCGUCUGGUUAAUCGGGGCGUGCCGGUUUGGAAAUG